AUCAAAUGGGUUGCCGAAACAUUCACUGGUUAUCAAAAAUAAUACUGCCAUGUAUUAAGCUAUAAUUUAAUUAUGCGUUACCAGCGUGGUUAGAGUUGAUCUGAUACAAAAUAACCUUAUUGUGUCGUUGGUGAACCUUUCGAACAGUGAACACGUGGUCAUUUGCAUAGGAUCAGCUUUGCAGAAGGUCUUGAAUGUGUGCAGCAUGACCAAGACGCCCCCCAACAGAAGAGGGAUAACCUUUGAGGUGGGAUCACCACUUGAGGCUCGAGACAGUCUGAAGAACUGGUAUGCGGCCAGCAUUGAGAAGAUCGACUACGAUGACGAGAAAGUGCUGAUCCACUACCGGCAGUGGAGCCACCGGUACGACGAGUGGUUUGACUGGAGCAGUCCGUACCUGCGUCCGGUUGAGAGGAUUCAGCUGAGGAGGGAGGGGUUGCAGGAGAACUCCCCUGUCCCGGUAAAAACAAGCAAGUAUGAUGGACAGUUCUCCCACUCCCUGAGCUGUCAGCUAAGCAAGGGGUUUCAUGUCAACGAUAAGGUCCUGGCUAGUUGGUCGGAUUGCCGUUUCUAUCCUGCUAAAGUCUUGGCGGUCAACAAAGACGCCUCGUACACUGUAAAGUUUUUUGAUGGCGUCAUCCAGACAGUCAAGGGAAUUCAUGUAAAACCCUUUUACAAGGAGAGAGGAGGUAGAAACAAGCCCCAAGACAGGAACAGGGAGAAACAUCCAGUAACAAGAGAGCAGAAUGGUAAAGACAGGAAGCCUCUGGAGAAUGGGCGUGGCAUACAGGAGAAUGGCAGGAGCCAGAGGGACAAGAAUGGAACAUCUUGCCAGGACACCGAGAGCGACACUGAGGAAGAGGAGGAUAACGAGCAGAAGGAAGAUGGCAGCAAGCUGAAAGUCGCUAAGAAUACCUCUACAGAGGACGUGCAAGUUGAGCACAGAAAGGGAGUGACCGAAGAGGAGGAGCAGAGGAAGAUGGAGAGAACUAAGAAUCAAGAGACUGAAAGAGAGGACACUAAGCCAGACAAAGAUUUAAUCGCAGAGGAAAGCAAGGUGAAAGAGGAGGUGGGAGGCGAAUCGGGUAGGAGGAGGUCGAGGGAACGAUCCGGGACAAUGGAGACGAGCUCCAAGGCAGAACCAGAGGAGAUGAAUGGAGUGAAGGUGGAGGAGAGUGAACCGGCUGGAGGAGAGAGCCAGUCGGGGGGAGAGCAGCAGAGCUCCAGCAAGCUGUUGGGGGUAGACAUGAAAGAGGAGGGAGGCUCCGAGCCCGCAGCCAGGCCUGGUACAGAGGAAGGAGGGGAGUCCUCGAAAGAGGGCCCCUCCCAGACCAGGAGGACACGGGGCCGACUCACAGAAGGAGGACGGGGGGAAAAGCUGCGUGAUGUCAUUGAACUGAGAAAGCGAAAAAUCUGCCUGGGACAGACCACGCCCACUAAGAAGAGCAAGCCGGACACUAGCACAGACCGGAACAGUUCUGCUGAAUCUAGGCCUACAGCUAUUCCCUCCAAUCAGAAGCAAUCCGAACCAGACUCCACCCCGACACCCUCGGUCGUGGCCUCCAAUGAUAAAGAAGCUCAGGGGGCAACAGUCCUAACAGAAAACCCCAAACCAGUGGUGGAUGAAUCUCAGCUUUCGCCUGCAUUACAAGCUGUGCUGAGACGCCAGGUCCAUCUGCCAACCACCAACAAAUACAGCAGGGAGCCCUUAUACAGAGUCAUUAAAAACCAACCUCCACCAAUUCUGUCCAUCGAACUUGACCACAACCCCUUCAAGUGCAAAGCGCCUGGCUGCCUGAAGUCCUUCCGCAAGGCCAAGCUCCUGCACUACCACAUGAAGUACUACCACGAGGACAAGGCCAGCGAGAGUGACCUGAGCCCCACCCGGAGCAUCCAGACACGGGCGUCAGAGAAACAGGCUGCCCACGAGUGCCCCAAGAGGAGGCGCACCAUUUCAGCCUCCAUGCACUCUUCUCUGCACAGUGCGCACAGAGCUCUCAAUUCCCCCCGAGGAGACGGCAAGGCCACGCGGCUGAACGAGAAGAGGCGCACGUCGGCGCCCCCUGCCGUCAACGCCGCGGAGCAGCAGCGCCCCCUGCUGCGCGAGAAGAGCAAGGAGAACCAGCUGGAGAGGAGCCGCCGGCCACUGGAGAAAGAGCGGGACCGGGACCGCAGCAUGGCCGAGACAGCAGUGGCGAAAGAGAGGGAGAAGCUGAAGGAAAAGAAGCACAGGGACUUUCUCCGCAUCAAACUGAAGAAGAAGAAGAAGAAGAAAAAGAAGUCCAAGUCAGAGUAUACGGGUAGUGAAGAGAAUAUUGACAUCUCAGUGUUCAAUGUUCAAACCAAAUUGAAUUUGUUACACAAAUUCCCCCUUUCACACAAACACAAGUCAUACAACUCCAGCCCUGGAUACAACACAGAACAGAUACAAGUGGACGACGAGGACAGCGUAAGCGACUGGUCCACAGACAGUCCGGUGUGGAGCGAGGACGAGCUGGGUGUGGAGCUGGACGUCACCACGCCCCCCCAGGAGCAGGGCGUGUCCAUGGCCACGCAGGGCUUUGAGAUCGUACGCUGUGUCUGCGAGGUGCAGGAGGAGAACGACUUUAUGAUUCAGUGUGAGGAGUGUCUAUGCUGGCAACAUGGCACCUGCAUGGGGCUCUUAGAGGAAAAUGUUCCAGAGAGGUACACCUGCUACAUCUGCAGAGACCCACCAGGUCAGAGGCGGAGCCUGCGGUACUGGUACGAUCGGGAUUGGCUCAGCAGUGGGCACAUGUACGGCCUGCCCUUCCUGGAGGAAAACUACUCUCACCAGAACGCCAAGAAGAUCGCAGCCACCCACCAGCUGCUGGGAGACGUGCACCGCGUGAUCGAGGUCCUGAAUGGCCUGCAGCUCAAGAUGAGCAUUCUGCAGACGCAGGCACACCCGGACCUGAAGCUGUGGUGCCAGCCGUGGAAGCAGGCGGAGAAGCCGAGGAAGCGGGGCGGGGCCGACACGGGGGCCAUGCCGUCCCCGGCGACAGACGAGGGGGAGGAGCGGGAGAGGGAGAGGGGCGGCGGCUGUGGAGUGGGGGAGGCGGCAGAGAAGCAGCCGAGCCGCGUGCCCUCCUUCCAGGACUCCUACAUCAGCAGCGAGCACUGCUACCAGAAGCCCCGCACGUACUACCCGGCCGUGGAGCAGCGGCUGGUGGUGGAGACGCGCGGCUCAGAGCUGGAGGACAGCCUGCGCAGCACCGAGGACCUUCUGGAGCUGGAGCAGCGCUACGGGGGUCCGCUGGACCCCGACCGCGGAAAGAUACACCUGCAGCUGGACCGGCCCCUGCACAACAAGGAGGCAGACUGCUAUAAGAAGCUGAGCGUGGAGCACAGCUAUGAGAUAAAGAGCGAGGACAGUGAUCUGGGAGACAAGACCAGCACGGACAGCAGCCUGCAGCAGCAGUGGCAGAUCAACCUGCUGGACCACAUAGAGGCCAUGCAGGACGAGGUCACGCACAGGAUGGACUUCAUCGAGAGGGAGCUGGACGUGCUGGAGAGCUGGCUGGACUACACCGGAGAGCUGGAGCCCCCGGAGCCCCUGGCCCGCCUGCCCCAGCUCAAGCACCGCAUCAAACAGCUGCUGACGGAGCUGGGCAAGGUGCAGCAGAUCGCCCUGUGCUGCUCCACAUGAGGGCGCCACUGAGCCCCUCCAACACCCCAGACACUCGAUUAAAAUCCAACCAGACAGUAUAACUCGCACAAAGGCAGACAACCACACUUCAGGGCUAUGGGAAGAAGGCUCACAGGGACUUAUCCGAGAUGGCCCAGAUGAUUAAUGGGAAAUUUAGGCUGGCUGGGGCUUCCCAAGAGAAGGCUUUCACCGGAAGACCAGCUGCUCUUUCAGAACUGCAGUCACCUACCAGCUGAAGGAUGUACUGUCAACCAAAAUAAGAAAUACAGUUGUUUCAGCACUUACAUUUCUGAUAUUAAGCCCUCUUUUUAAUAAUGUAAAUUUAGUUAUUUUUGUUACUGUCAUAAUCAGUGAAAUGGGUUAAAGCAUGUCUUUUCUGUCUGAAUAACCAGUCUUACUGUAUAAGAAAAUAUUCUUAAACGCUUGCUUGUCUCAGCAGUGGCUCUAAAAACAACAAAAAAGGUUAACAAAAUGAAAAUGGUCUUGUUACCAUGACAAUGUGUGAUCUGUGUCACACCAUGUAGAAAACGAAAGGAUUGUAACUAAGAAUUUGUAACAGCUUACAAUUGCUGAAAUUUUCAUAUGGGUUUGUAUUCGAUAAAUGCUUUGAAAUGCUUAAUAAUGGUUUUAUCCAAAGGCUUGAAAUGACUAGCAGAACAUUAAUUUCAUUUGAACAUGUGGGAAUUCUUUGAAUUUAUGAAGGGAGUCAGAUGUUCUGAAAAAAUAUUUUAAACAUAUACUGUAUUCAUACUGAAACUUAUGUAACCUAUAAAGCCAUGUUUCUUCCCUCCAUUUUUCUUAUGACAAUGACCUUUUCCCAUUUUCACUGCUUUUUUUCUGUUUCAGUAUAUUAAGACUUUCAGUUAUGAUGGAAAGUAUGUGUGCGCAACUGAGUGACUGGUUUGUACCAUGGCAUGUUGAAAAUGCAUCAGCCAUAUGAAAUGAAAUUGUACAGUUUGUAGAUUGCCUUUGGUAAGAUUUAUUUUUACUGUAAAUUUUUUUUUAAAUCAUUUAGUGUAAUUUGUAUGUUUGUUUUUUCUGUCUUAAUACAUGUUAUCUAACAGCGUUGUUUACUUUGUUUUGUUCCUGGGUGAUUUCUGUACUCUUAUUUAUUAUGAAAGAAAAGGUAAUUUAUUUCACUUUUUCGUCCGACCUAGUUAUACCAUAUUGUGUGUUUGUGUGUUUGUGUGUUUGUGUGUUUGUGUGUUUGUGUGUGUGUGUGUGUGUGUGUGUGUGUGUGUGUGUGUGUGUGUGUGUGUGUGUGUGUAUUCCUAUGCAGAGGAGCAAAGUAGUUAAGAGGGUUUUUCUGUUGAGAUGCAUGGAGAUUGUUUGCAGUGGGGCCAGAUGGCCAUUUGGCAUGCAAUCCAAGAAGGCCCUGCUCCUUUCAGUAGAUUCAUUCCUGAACUUUCUGCUACCUUCAGCCCAGGCCAAAGGCAGUUAUGUCAUUUCAUACUCUUGUUGCCUGUUUUUCAGUGGUCUCCGCCUCACAAUUAUUAUUUUUUUAUUCUUCCUUUGUAUUUAAAUUUUGUUGGUCUGUCCUGUCAUAUUUCAGCUUUGAAUUGGCUCAACACUCAGUAUAUACAAGGGAAAAGAGGGUCCAUCUUGGUUUUCUUAGGCCUUCUCUUUGGCUAGUGACUACUGACUGUGGAAUUUUUAAUAAACCUUUAAAUCUGAAUUCUGUAGCAUCUCUGACCACAUGUUUUCCAGGUUUAUUUACCUUUAAAAGGUAUUUGUCUCAACCUCUUAUCCCUUGUGAAAAUUAGUCUUAUUUUUAUUAUUCUAAAAGUGUGUGAAGCUCCAUUGAAAGCAGUGUCGUGCAGCUAGCUAUCUGUAUAGCUGGAGUCCUUCACCAGCAAUAGUGGUAUUUUGUCAAGAUAGAAUAGAAUCAUAGACUGAAGAAAAUAAACACAUUUUCACAAUGUG
Conger conger (European conger) is the source of this 5590-nucleotide messenger RNA. RefSeq names its product PHD finger protein 20, b (gene phf20b). Gene Ontology annotation, biological process: regulation of transcription by RNA polymerase II. Bases 206 to 3667 code for a protein of 1153 amino acids. The record is from RefSeq and is a predicted model, not a curated record. The transcript has 20 exons. NCBI's taxonomy places the organism in Eukaryota, Metazoa, Chordata, Actinopteri, Anguilliformes, Congridae. Gene Ontology annotation, cellular component: MLL1 complex; NSL complex; nucleus.